Enhydra lutris kenyoni (northern sea otter) is the source of this 1926-nucleotide messenger RNA. Its product is annotated as acyl-CoA synthetase medium chain family member 5. Gene Ontology annotation, biological process: fatty acid biosynthetic process; acyl-CoA metabolic process. Gene Ontology annotation, cellular component: mitochondrial matrix. Gene Ontology annotation, molecular function: fatty-acyl-CoA synthase activity; fatty acid ligase activity. NCBI's taxonomy places the organism in Eukaryota, Metazoa, Chordata, Mammalia, Carnivora, Mustelidae. The record is from RefSeq and is a predicted model, not a curated record.
AUGAAGAUUGGAGCUCUGGCUUCCAUCUUGGAGCAGGAGGAUGAAGAAGGUGGAGGGGAGAGCUUAAAAGAACUUGGAUUCUUGAUGACCUUGUGGUGCCACCCCAGGAUCCCCAGAUUGCUUGCCUUUGGACUUCAUUUACAUGCUGCAGGCAAUAACAGGAUGCUAUGGCUAAGAGGAUGGGUCCUCCAGGUGCUGAGAAAUGCCCGGGGAUUCUGUGGGCCUCAUGGGCAGCAGCCACCUCUACCUGACCCUCAGAAGAUUGUGGCCACCUGGGAGGCCAUCAGCCUGGGGAGGCAGCCAGUGCCUGAGUACUUCAACUUUGCCCAUGAUGUGCUGGACAUGUGGAGUCAUCUGGAAAAGGCUGGGCACAGGCCCCAGAUCCCUGCAUUCUGGUGGGUCAAUGGCAAGGGAGCAGAGGUCAAGUGGAACUUUGAGGAGCUAGGGGAGCAGUCCAGGAAGGCGGCUAAUGUGCUCCAGGGUAUGUGCGGCCUUCAGCCUGGGGACAGGAUGAUGCUGGUGCUCCCGCGGCUCCCAGAGUGGUGGCUGGUCAGCGUGGCAUGCAUACGGACAGGGGCUGUCAUGAUCCCGGGUGUCUCUCAGCUGACAGAGAAGGACCUCAAAUAUCGGCUGCAGGUGUCCAGGGCCAAAUCCAUUAUCACCAGUGACUCCCUGGCUCCGCGGGUGGAUGCCAUUAACGCUGACUGUCCCUUCCUCCAGUCCAAGCUACUGGUGUCAGACAGCAGUUGGCCAGGCUGGAUGAACUUCAGGAAACUCCUGUGCGAGGCAUCCACAGAGCACGACUGUGUGAGGACCAAGAGUCAAGACCCUCUGGCCAUCUACUUCACAAGUGGCACCACCGGAGCGCCCAAGAUGGUUGAGCACUCCCAGGCCAGCUACAGACUGGGUUUUGUGGCCAGUGGCAGGCGGUGGGUGGACUUGACCAAAUCAGACAUCUUCUGGAACACGUCUGACACUGGCUGGGUUAAGGCACCUUGGACCCUCUUCUCUGCCUGGCCUAAUGGAUCUUGUAUUUUUGUGCAUGAGCUGCCCCGAGUUGAUGCCAAGAUUAUUCUGAAUACUCUCUCCAGGUACCCGAUCACCACCCUCUGCUGUGUUCCCACCAUCUUCUGGCUGCUGGUACAGGAGGAUCUCACCAGGUACCAGUUUCAGAGCCUGAGGCACUGUUUGACUGGAGGAGAGGCACUGAAUCCUGACGUGAGAGAGAAGUGGAAGAGCCAUGUGGGCCUGGAGCUGCAUGAAGGCUAUGGCUAGUCUGAAACAGUUUUAAUCUGUGCCAAUCCAAAAGGCAUGAAAAUCAAGUCUGGAUCCAUGGGGAAAGCGUCCCCACCUUACAAUGUGCAGAUCAUGGAUGAUGAGGGCAACAUCCUACCUCCAGGACAAGAGGGGAAUAUUGCUGUCCGAGUCAGGCCCACCCGGCCCUUCUGUUUCUUCAGUUGCUAUUUGAACAAUCCUGAGAAGACAGAGGCAUCAGAACGAGGGGACUUCUACAUCACGGGGGACCGAGCCCACAAGGACAAGGAUGGCUACUUUUGGUUCACUUGAAGAAAUGAUGAUGUGAUUAAUUCCUCAAGCUACCGGAUUGGACCCCUUGAAGUGGAAAAUGCCCUUGCUGAGCACCCUGCUGUUCUAGAGGCUGCUGUGGUCAGCAGCCCAGACCCCAUCAGAGGGGAGGUGGUGAAGGCCUUUAUUGUCCUUUCUCCAUCUUACUCCUCUCAAGAUCCUGAGAAACUAACUCAGGAGCUCCAGGAGCAUGUGAAAAGGGUGACUGCUCCAUGCUAGUACCCCAGAAAGGUGGCCUUUGUUUCAGAACUACCCAAGACGGUUUCUGGAAAGAUCCAAAGGAAUAAAUUGAGAAGCCAAGAGUGGGGGGAGAUGAGAGGCAACCCCCGAAAGGCCCCAUAG